This is a messenger RNA of Misgurnus anguillicaudatus (oriental weatherfish), 1187 nucleotides long. NCBI's taxonomy places the organism in Eukaryota, Metazoa, Chordata, Actinopteri, Cypriniformes, Cobitidae. The record is from RefSeq and is a predicted model, not a curated record.
CCCACUGAGUGGUAAAAGACAGAGCGGCUGAGUUUGAGUAUAGUGUGAAAUCGGCGAAAACACGGGGGAAACGCGUCUAAAUGGGAAACAGCGGUUGUGCGAUAGACUGUACUAAGUUACCAGACUAACAAGAAUUCCGAGCUAUCGUUUAACAAAAUGCCAAAAACACCGAAAGGAGAAGUAAAUAGAUCGUUCAUUCCAACGUCCACUGACUACAGCAGCUGCUGUGAAAACUAGCCAUUUUGUUGAACGUUUGCCACUCAUUAAGGCAAGUACGGCGUGGUCACGUGGAAAAGUGACGUCAAGGCAUAGUAGUACUGGAAAUGUGCCUUCAUUUAUGCUGGAUGACUUUAAGGACUACUAUUGUCAUAUUAGCACACAGUCUCUUACUGUCCAGGGUGAAUUCUCAGCAGGUUCCUGUGGAGAAGAUUGUAGCUCCUCCAGGUUCAAAUGUCACACUCAGCUGCUCUUUUCCUGUGAAACCAAAUAUGGAUUUUGAAAGUUUGGUCAUAAACUGGCAGCGUGGUGAUAAAGUGGUGCACAGCUUCUAUCAUCGCAGUGAUCAGCUUGACAAUCAGAAUGAAGUUUACAAAGGAAGGACGUCUCUCUUUAAUGACCAACUACAGACAGGGAAUGCAUCACUAAUGUUAAAUGACAUUCAGCCAGAACAUGAUGGAGACUACAAGUGUUCAGUCACAUGUAACAAUGGUCCUUAUGGACAGAAGGUACAGCUACUUGUAGCAGCUCCAUAUGAUGAACCAGAAAUUGCUGUCCAGUAUCUUUGUAAGAACAUCACCGUCAGUCUUUCAUCUUCUCAUGGCUUCCCUGAACCUGAUGUGACUUGGUUUGCACCUAUUGGAGAUGAAGUUAAAACACUAACACUUGACAGCAGGGGUCGCUAUAGACUGCAGAGUAACAUAACCUUGAAUCUGACCUCUACAGUAACUGUGAGAGUAGAGAUGAGUCUGGAUGUACUGUCACAAAAGUUCAGCAAGGCACUUACACUUCAUCCUCAACCAGAACGCUGUGAAAAUGAAACUCCCCACUGCAGGAUUGGGUUUUGUAUAUGUGUAUCUGUAGUGCUGAUUAUUCCUGCACUUAUAAUCGUAUACAGCGUUUGCCAAAGAAAUUGACUGUGGUGCUGAUGACGCCACAUCCAAUUAGCAUAUUUUUGACGUCAUCAUGCA